Molecule: messenger RNA, 1124 nt
Organism: Cuscuta epithymum
Lineage: Eukaryota; Viridiplantae; Streptophyta; Magnoliopsida; Solanales; Convolvulaceae
Source: the annotation of a GenBank genome assembly
AAGGAUUCAUAAUGCACCAACUUUUGUCUAAAACACAUAAGGAAGCAAAAUUUAUGUACUGUAGCUUAUAACACUGGUGGUAUAAGCAUUUGAGUGCUCCAAAUAGCAAUAUCCUGCUUCCGUUUCAGUUCCUGCCCUAACCCCCUUUCCUUUUCUAUCAUUCAAGCCGUAUUCCUCAUUUUUCAAUGGAAGCUGCAGCUGUGGCUACUCAUCCGGUCGUCAGAGUGGCGGGAAUCUGUGGCUCUCUGCGGAAAGGUUCACACAACCGCGGUCUCCUCCGCGCAGGUUAUGUCAAUCGAGAUUUGAUUGUGAGAUUUGGAUGCUGAUCUAGUAGUGAACUUGUUGUAGCAAUGGAGAUAAGCAAGGAAGAGAUUAAAGGGAUGGAAAUAGAGCUCGUGGAUAUAUCGGCGUUGCCGUUUCUAAACACGGAUCUCGAGGUUGAUGGAACCUACCCUCCGAUCGUGGAGGAGUUUCGCCAGAAGAUUCUCCAAGCUGACAGCAUCAUUUUUGCCUCCCCAGAGUACAACUACUCCGUCACUGGACCGUUGAAAAAUGCAAUAGAUUGGGCAUCUCGACCCCCAAACGUUUGGGGAGACAAAGUGGCUGCGAUUGUUGGUUCCAGAGGAGGCUUUGGCGGGGGGAGAGCACAAUAUCAUCUCCGCCAGAUAGGAAUCUACAUUGACCUUCAUUUCAUUAACAAACCCGAGUUUUUCCUCAAUGCUUUAAAUCCCCCUCCCAAGUUUGACAGUGAUGGUAAUCUGAUUGAUGCUGAAAGCAAAGACAAGCUAAAAGCUCUUCUUCUCUCCUUACAAGCAUUCACAUUGAGGCUGCAAGGUAAGACCAGCGCGUGACGAUGGGUUCUUGUUGCCUUCGUUUCAAGGCAGUUAGUGUUUCAUAUUGGUCUCUUAUUGAAGAAGUGUGUGUAGCCACAAAUAAUUAUAUAUGCUCUGUGUUGUAAUUUCAUGAGUAAUAAAUCAUAUAUAAUAGGUGAAACUGAGUUAUUAUGCACAUUUCAAUUAUUAUCUACAUAAAUAUGUGUGUGUGCCCCAAAUCGGGAACUUCAUUUCGAAACGGAUGAGGUAUAUUCUUUUUAUCCUGUUUAUCUUAUCAUUUUUCUUUAUACC